Paramecium primaurelia is the source of this 1297-nucleotide messenger RNA. The record is from the annotation of a GenBank genome assembly. Lineage: Eukaryota; Ciliophora; Oligohymenophorea; Peniculida; Parameciidae.
AUGAAAUACCUUAACUACGAUUUUAUUGCACCCACACAUUUACAUUACUUGAAGAGCUAUCGUUAUAAGGGCACAGAUCAAUCCCUCUUAUACAAUCACAUACUCUCACCUCUUGCUGAUUUCUGCCUAAGAUUUGUACCUAUGAAUGUUGCGUAUUUGAAUUUGAUCCAACCUUUAUUAUUAGACCUAAUGUAUUAACAUUGAUGGGACUGGCAUGUAUAAUCUUACCACAUAUACUUUAUUUUUUUGUGAUGGGUGACAACUUUGCGGGAUUCAUACCAAAUUGGUUGCUUUGGCUGACAGCCUUAUUGCAUAUGUUAUAUAUGGUAAUAUAUGUAUUUUAAGAAGAAUUUCGACAAUUUGGAUGGCAAACAAGCAAGGAGAACAAGUAAAAAUAAAUUAAAUUGUUUAUAUAAGAAAAUUCUUCACCUCUUGGAAUGAUUUUGGAUCACAAUUUUGAUUCUAUGAUCAUCUUGCUAUAGGGUAUUGAUCUUGCUUUUAUGUUCUUCAAAUAGGCACAAGUAUGACUACUGCAAUGCAAUUUGGCAAUACAAUUUUCUCUGUGAUCCUCUACAUUAUUCCUUCUGUGCCAUUCUAUAUAAUUGCCCAUGAAGAAUAUUAUACACAUGAGAUGAAUUUGCCAGUAAUCAAUGCAGCUUCAGAAGGCACAAUCAGUGUGGCAGUAGUCUUUGCAGCAACUGCCUAUUAUGGUAUUGAUCAACACUUAAUUAGGAUGCGACAUGUGGGUAUAAAAAUUGCCAUGGUUCUUUAAUUAUCAAAUCAACCAAUUUGUUAUGCUUAUGUUUAUUACUUCUCUUAUUAUAAUUAUGCCUGCUGUGUAAAAUAUAUACCUUAAACUAUUAGGUUCCUUAAGAUAAAAAAGUUUACUUCCAUCACUUCCUUAUUAAAGUAACUAAGAUAUUUUUUCUUAUUUAACAUUGUCAUUCUCUACAGCAUCAUAUUUUCUCAAAGUAAUGUGAUUUAAAAUCAUGUGAGAGCUUAUAUGUAUACUGUUGGAUUCACUAUGUCAAAAGCAGUUGGUGUAGUUGCUCUUAAUCAUGUCAGUAAUUAAAAAUUACCAGAAUAUUAAAAUUCAAUUUACAUCUAUGUUAUCAUAUUCCUAAAUACAAUUUCUGGAUAAAUAUUAGGAUAAACAAUUAUUAAUGAAGGAUUUUUAAUUUAAUUUGCUGCCACAGCAAGUUUUUUAAUUCAUAUUCAUUUUUUAUAUAAUGUAGCAAGAUAAAUAUCAGAAGCAUUAAACAUUAAAAUUUUUUAAAUCAAUUCAAUAAACAAAUGA